GAAACACGGCUGCUGCAGAAAGAAAGGCAGAUGAACUACAGAUCCCAGCAUCCCCUGGUGGGCAGCACCUGCAGCAGUCCCUGCACGCUGGGGGGAUGAGGAUGAGGAUGGAGGGCGGGGAGGAGAUGCAGGGUGCUGUGGGGCUGCGCUGCACCUGGGACAUCCUGCCACCUGCCGGCACCCAAGCCAAGUGGGUGAAGCUUAAUGUGGGGGGCACUGUCUUCCUCACCACCAGGCAGACCCUGUGUCGGGAUCAGAAAUCUUUCCUGUGUCGCUUGUGCCAGGGCGAGGAGCUGCAGUCGGACCGGGAUGAGACUGGUGCAUACCUAAUAGACCGAGACCCCACUUAUUUUGGACCUAUCCUGAAUUUCCUCCGUCAUGGGAAGCUGGUCCUGGAUAAAGAUAUGGCUGAAGAGGGGGUCCUAGAAGAAGCUGAGUUCUAUAACAUUGGCCCCUUAAUCCGAAUAAUCAAGGAUAGACUGGAGGAGAAGGAUUAUGCAGUAACUCAGGUGCCGCCUAAGCAUGUCUACCGUGUGCUGCAGUGUCAGGAAGAGGAGCUCACUCAGAUGGUUUCCACUAUGUCGGAUGGAUGGCGCUUUGAGCAGCUUGUGAACAUUGGCUCAUCCUAUAACUAUGGGAAUGAGGAUCAGACAGAGUUCCUGUGCGUGGUCUCCAAAGAGCUGUACAACUCCCCCAGUGGCCUGAGCUCUGAGCCCAGCCACAAAGCCAAGCUAUUACAAGCCAGAGGCCUGAGGAUGUGAUCCUGAUCCAGCCUUUUAAUUUGUGGUUUAUAUCUUUAUUUUUGUACUGUAGUGUAUGACAGCCCCUUGUGCCACAGUGAUACCCCUCUGCUUCCCCUUCACCCUUCACAUGGAGCCUUUGGUUUUUAUAAAGUUGCCUCUGCAGCUUGGGCCUCCAGUGCCUGGAGGAAGGAGGAAGGCAGAUGCUCCAAGGAGUGCCUGACCUGCUGUAGGAUCUGGAGCCCACAGCCACCUCCCAUGCCUACCAGACUGGCUUUCCUUAAUCUCACAGUGGCCCCUGCUGGGGACAUCAGUGCUCAGCCACUACAGCAUUCGGUCCCUUCCCAUACCCUCCCCACAGGACUUGGGCCCUGAUGUGGUGGUACCUGCUGUAGGAACAGUCCUUGCCUUUCACAGUGGCCUUGAUUGCAUGGGGCAGUUAGUCUGAGCUUGUGUCCAGAGGGCCAAAUGUGGAGCGGCUGCAUUUUUCUGGGCCUGCACAGCUCAUGAGGUGUCCCUGUGCUGGGUAACAUGCUUGUUGGUGCCUCCCUCCCUCCUUGUCCCCCAGAGAAGUCCUGUGUUAGCAGGCAAGGAGGAGAUAGGUGUGCUGCGUGGGUACCUGUGGGGAAUGUGCUGGUGCCUGAUGUAGUGUGUGUUAGCACAAGGAGAUCCCUGCCUCUGGGAGCGGGGAAUUUGCUUCACUGCUGUGUCCAAGGACACCAGGUUGUAACUCCUGAAUAAACUUCACGGUCUGUUCCUCCUUGUUGUGCCUCUCCUUUCGAGUAGCAGAAAUUUGGUGCUGGUGGAAGGGGGUCGGGGCUGGAAAAGAGGAGUUGGAUUCAUCACCACCUGGAGCCACCAGAAGCUGUUUGUGCUGGGCCUGUGUGUUCUGGGGACUGGCAGUACCUCCCACUGGAUCUGUGCUAUGUCCCCACUGCAUGCAGUUGGGUACAGUGCAGGUUUGCCUAUUGGUGUUUGUUUGCACCCCUAGCUCAUAACAAUGAGCAAACACCAUCCAUCUAGCUGAUGCCUGGGACAUAGCUGCGAUGGUGGUGGUAUCUCCUUUGCCACUUUCCAGCGCUUUGCCAAGACUGGAGUUUGGUCAAAAAAAGAUCCAAACCCCAAGAGAAUGUGUAACAGAGGAAGGCAAAGUGGAAGGAAAAAAAAAAUUAGUUUUA
Struthio camelus australis is the source of this 1918-nucleotide messenger RNA. It is a transcript of the gene KCTD17, whose product is annotated as potassium channel tetramerization domain containing 17. Gene Ontology annotation, molecular function: cullin family protein binding. The record is from RefSeq and is a predicted model, not a curated record. NCBI's taxonomy places the organism in Eukaryota, Metazoa, Chordata, Aves, Struthioniformes, Struthionidae. Gene Ontology annotation, biological process: positive regulation of cilium assembly; proteasome-mediated ubiquitin-dependent protein catabolic process; protein homooligomerization. Gene Ontology annotation, cellular component: cytoplasm; Cul3-RING ubiquitin ligase complex.